AAAUGAUCAAAAUUUUUAUCUAUCAUGGCUUAUAAAAUCUGGGUUAAAUAUGAAGAUAAUUGUCCAAUCAAAAUUGUCAUUGACAAAGGGGACGUGGAUGAUUUGAAAAAGGUAAUCAAAAAAGAAUUACCAAGUCUUGAUGUUAGCAGGAUAUGCCUUCGCAUGCACGGUAAAGGGGUUGACUUAGACCCCGAACUUGAAAUAGAUGAGAGUUUUGUGAACAACUCAAAAACACCAAUUCAAAUAUUAUCUAAUGACAAUGAUAUCCGAAGGGCAGACUGGCAGUGGCCUUGUAUUAAAAUAAUGAAAGACUAUUGGGGAGAUGAAAAAAUCAUCUCAAUUGAAGAAAUUCAAAAACAAAGCAGUGCCAUUUUUAAAAUAAUUUACUUUAACUACAAGGAUGUUUGCACAAUUCUUGUUGAGUUAUACUCUCGGCCAUUGAUUCAAAUCCUUCAAGAAAUCCUCAUUGAUAACGAUAACAUUAACGAUGAUAUGCCCAAGAUCAAAGCUCAGGAUUUGUAUCACGUUAUGGAAGAUUUAGAAAUCCUAUAUAAUGGAUUGGAGACUGCAUCUAAAUCUACAUCUGAACCUUCGAUGGAAACCGAAAAAAAGAGCCACUUGAAUCACUUGAUCCGAUUCCUUAAACAGAAAUAUAAUGAGACGGUCGAAAAGCAAAAUAAAACGAUAGAAAAAAAGACAGUUUCAUUUGACAUGUUGUGGGUAUUCUAUACCAAGGACUUGGAAGUAUGGUACAAAUGUGUUAUGUCCAAUCAGCAAAUCAGUGGGACCAUUUUUUCAGCAGAAAAAGUAGUUAGAAUGAUAGAUUUUGAAAAGGUGUCAUUUUUUAAUAUAAUUAUUAAGGUUGUUGAUUAUGAUGGCCAUGGAUUUAAGCAAUGUUAUAUAGAACGCAAAAUCCGAGAAUUUAAUGGAGAGAAAAGUUUCUCUGAUUUAUUAGUUGUUCCAUUCAAAUUUUCUGAAUCUCACGACUUCCUCAAGGAAACCAUUUAUCGUAUUGGAAAAAAAUUCUUUGAACUCGCAGCCAACAGACAUUUUAUGGAGUAUACGGGCUCAUUGUUUCGUUGGAUAAAGGUGAAUGGUUGCUAUGAGAUAGAAGCGAUAAGGGCUGAUGGCCGUGUUAUGAUUGAUCUCAAAAGUUUUGCAACCAUGAAUCCUGGCUAUCCAAUGGACAAUGCAAAACCACCUAAUCCAUGUGAUGUUAAUUUGCUCGGUAAAAAGGGUUACCUCGAAGACUAUGACUAUGAGAAAUCUUAUUGUUUCGCACCUGCAUUAGUGUAUGGAUUUAGUUUUGCAUUGAAGGAAUGGGGCCAAUUCAUGGUCAUGAAUUUCAGUAAAAUUAAUUUUAAUGAAAGUGCUUUCGAGCAUUUGGUAAUGUCUCAGGAUAAAAAAGAAGUACUUUUAGAAUUAGUGAAACAGUACAGCAACCAAACGACAAAUAGUAAAGAACUUGAAAAUGUUAAUUCUUCUGACUCUCUAUUAGUAAAACAACUUGAUCCCAUUGCCAAUAAAGGUAAGGGAUGCAUCUUUCUUUGUUAUGGCCCACCUGGUACCGGGAAAACAUUAACAGCUGAAAGUGUAGCUGAAUUUCUUGAACGGCCAUUAUGGACGAUUGGCGUGCAUGAACUUGGAACGGAUCUUGCAAAGAUGGAACAACAAUUAGUUAAGAUUUUAGAUAUUGCUUUUACAUGGAAGGCUGUUCUCUUACUUGAUGAAGCUGAUAUCUAUUUUGAAAAACGUACCUACGAUAAUACAAACCGUAAUGCGAUGACUGGUAUAUUUUUACGUCAUCUAGAAUAUUAUCAAGGUAUCCUUUUCUUAACAACAAAUCGUGUUAUGAGUAUUGAUGAUGCUUUCCGUUCACGAAUUACUAUGUGUUUCCAUUAUCCAAAACUCAUUCCGGAGAAAAGGAAAGAAAUUUGGAAAAAUUUCAUCGAUGGUGCUGGCUUGGAUCUCAAUGCAGAUGAUUUUUCUAAAUAUGAAUUAAAUGGACGUGAAAUCCGUAAUAUCCUUCAUAUAGCGCAAACGUUGGCCGAAGGUAAUAAUGAAGGAAUUACUAAAGACCAUGUGACCAAAGUCAUUAAGAUAGCUCAGGAAUUUCAGGAAGAUAUGGAAAAAAUGAGAUCAUACGAUCAAGACUAUCCAGAGAUUUCAGGAAAUGAAAAGGCUAAGAAGAAAUUAAUGGUUUUUGAGAUAAUUAGCAAAAAAGUAACCAAAUGGCUAGUUAAAAAUCGACAGUAACGAAGAUUUAUAAUUAGAUAUAAGCUUU
This is a messenger RNA of Rhizophagus irregularis DAOM 181602=DAOM 197198, 2284 nucleotides long. RefSeq lists its product as uncharacterized. The record is from RefSeq and is a predicted model, not a curated record. Lineage: Eukaryota; Fungi; Glomeromycota; Glomeromycetes; Glomerales; Glomeraceae. Gene Ontology annotation, molecular function: ATP binding; ATP hydrolysis activity.